Mytilus trossulus (common blue mussel) is the source of this 2691-nucleotide messenger RNA. RefSeq lists its product as uncharacterized. The record is from RefSeq and is a predicted model, not a curated record. The transcript is spliced from 2 exons. Gene Ontology annotation, biological process: protein monoubiquitination. NCBI's taxonomy places the organism in Eukaryota, Metazoa, Mollusca, Bivalvia, Mytilida, Mytilidae. Bases 120 to 1790 code for a protein of 556 amino acids. Gene Ontology annotation, molecular function: ubiquitin protein ligase activity.
ACGCCAAAAUAGCAAAAGUCACAUGAUCGUUAUGAACUGGAUGAACACUUACAAUUGAGGAAGUUGAAUUACACUACAAUAUCUAAUCUGUAUCGACGAGGUCGGAUAUCAUUCCUGACAUGGCAGAUGCAACAAGUACAAACUGUACUGUUUGUGAGGCACAGUCCGCUGUAAAAGCAGCUGUGAAGUGGUGUUCAGAAUGUGAGGAAACCUUUUGUUUCGACUGUCUAAAGUACCAUAGCAACGCCAAGUCAACAAAAAGUCAUGCCGUAAUUGAUGUAAGUGAUCAGAAAGAACUCCCUGAUUUCGUACUGAAAAUAAAGCAGCACUGUGGUGAACAUGGAUCGCUAUUCCAGAACUAUUGUUUAAGUCAUGAACAACCAUGUUGUAGGAAAUGUAUCAACUCCACCCAUAAGAACUGCAUAGAUAUGCCACCUCUAGAUGAUGUCAUCAAAGAUGUUAGCAAGUCAGCAGCUGUAGAAGACAUUCAAAAACGUCUACAGAACCUUAAAGAGUAUUAUGAGCGUCUCUGUCAAGAAAAAGAGGAAAAUGCAAAAGAAAUUAAGACCCAGUCGAAAGCUAUCAUUGCGCAUGUCAUGUUCAUCCGACUUAAAUUGAAUCGGCAUUUAGAUUGGUUAGAGAGUGAUGUGCUAAAGAAGGUAUCUGAGCAAGAAAAUAACGCACUACAAAAGAUGGGGACAAUUUCGAGGGACUUAAAAGGGAAGGAGGAUACAAUAGGUGAUUUAUACAAAGGCUUCAUAAAAAUGCAAAAUCAUGCGUCAGAACUUCAGAUAUUUCUCGGAACCAAGGAAUUCGAAUUAGAAGUAAGAAGGCGGGAGAAUGAAAUUGAAGAAUUGACAAAAGAUGAUUCGUUAGACAUAAAGUGCAUUGUGUUCCAAGAAAAUAUUGAACUUGCCUCUUUUACUUGUGACGUUAGUUCUUUCGGUGAUAUUGGAAUACAGAUUACUCCAUCAACAACCAUUUUCACAAAGCCAAAAGAGCAACAAGCACAGACUACAGUUGAGAAGAAAAAGAUUGAUGACAUCAAUCUGAAAUUGUUGACAGAAGUUAAAUUCGCGGGAAGCUAUAUAUGUGGAUGUGCAAUUUUGGAAGAUGAUGCUUUAUGUAUUGCUGGCCCGAAUACAAAAACAUUGCUUUUGAAAAAUACAAAUGAAUCUUUGAUGCACAAAAUUACUCUACCUGAUAAGCCGUAUGACAUUACCUAUGUAAACGAACACACCUUAGCAGUUACGACAUCAAAUUACUGCAGCACAAUAUUUAUCGUUAACCUGAUGACAAAAAAGGUCGAGAAAACCAUCAACACUGAAUACAGAUGCUUUGGAAUUUCCUUUUCGAACGGUAACUUGAUAAUCCAUUCAUCUGAUGUGGGACUGAUCUCACUAAAUAUAGAGAGUGGUAGAAUAACUGAACUUGGUAUUGGAAAUAAGGUGUGUGAUUCUUAUGUCGCUAUGCAUGAUGGUAAAAUAUACUGUACUAAUCCGGCAGGGCAUUGCAUACAGUGCUACAAUAUCGAACAAUCACUUGCCUGGGAAUUCAAGGACAAAUCGUUGAUCGCACCACGAGGUAUAGCCGUUGACAAAAAAGGAAUGGUUUAUGUCGGUGAUCAGAGAGGCGGAAACGUGCUUAUCAUCUCCCCUGAUGGAAGCAAACACAGAGUUAUAAAGAUCGAUAUGAUUCCUAGGCCAAGGACACUCAGCUUUGAUAAGGCAAGGACUCGUUUGCUUAUAUGCGGGGUAGACGGUCCAGUAGGCAUAUUUGUUAUCACGUAAAAGGAACAACUAAAUUGUGAUCGAUCACAUGCCAAGUUGGAGGACACUUAGCUCCAACAAAGUAAACACUAGCUUGUUUAUUUGCAAUUUUAAAGGGCAAGUGAUGUCAUAUUAUCGAUUUUGGAAAGAACAUGUACAGCAAUGCCAGUCACGUGGUAUGUAAUAUAUGGUGGAGUGAGUAUUUGAGAUCGAUCGUGAGAGAAAAAUUGAAGCAGAUAAUAGACCGAAAUUAGAGAAAGAAGAAUACAAAUGUUAGUUUGUUAUCACAUUAUAAGUUUUUCGAGUUUGACUGUCCCUUUGGUAUCUUUCGUCCCUCUUUUUGUAUGGUAUUUUUAAAUGAGUUUUGUAUUGUUUGGGGAUAUCUGUUAUAACUAGAGCUAACUCCUGAUUUCGUCGACAUGUUUAACCUCGCCACAUUCUGUAUAUAUGUGCCUGUCCAUGGCAAAGUCAGGAGCCUGUGAUUCAGUGGUUGUCGUUUGCUUAUGUGUUACAUAUUUGUUUUUCAUUCAUUUUUAUUUUUGUAAAUAAAUUAGGCCGUUAGUUUUCUUGUUUGAAUUGUUUUACAUAGUCAUUUCGGGGCCUUUUAUAGCUGACUAUGCGGUAUUGGCUUUGCUCAUUGUUAAAGAUAGUACGGUGACCUUUAGUUGAUAAUUUCUGUGUCAUUUUGGUCUAUUUUGGUGAGUUGUCUCAUUGGCAAUCAUACCACAUCUCCUUAUUUUUGUAGUUGAGUAAAAAUAGACUUCCCACUUAAAACCAAAACAUAUAAAAUAAACUCAAAUUAAAAAAACGACAAGAUUAUCAAAGGCUAAAGGUUCCUAAUUUGGGACAGGCGCCGGGGUUCAAAGUGUUUUGUGAGAUCUCAUCCCUUUCCUAUACCUCAAGCAAAUGCAUAAUAAACAAA